AUGAAAAAGUUGGAGAUCAUUCAAACCAAUAUGAAGAAAGCUCAGGAUAGACAAAAGAAGUACACUGAUCAAUCAAGGAGAGAAAUGGUGUUCAGUAUUGGUGAUUGGGUUUAUCUAAAGGUGUCAGCUCAGAAAGGAAAAGAUCGAUUCGGGAAAGUCGGGAAACUAGCGGUAAGAUUCAUCAGACCUUAUCAGAUUAUAGAACGAAUCGGAGAGGUAGCUUAUCGUCUCAACCUACCUGAAGAAAUGAGGAUACAUCCAGUGUUUCAUGUAUCAAUGCUACGGAAACAUGUUCAUGAUCCCAAAGCUAUUGAGAUGGAGCAAAUCGAAAAUCUGCAAACAAACCUCACUUAUCCAGAGGGACCAAUCCGAAUAGGUGAACGUCGAAUACGAAAACUAAAGAACCGAGAGAUUCCUCAAGUCCAAGUCUUCUGGGGUAAGCGAAACCGUGUAAUUUUGACCUGGGAGGAUGAGUCAAGGUUCAAAGCGUCGCACCCAGAGUUCUUUCAUGAAGAUAUAGUGAUGGAAGAAGGGGAAUCAUCGAAACCCUAG
Brassica napus (rape) is the source of this 552-nucleotide messenger RNA. RefSeq lists its product as uncharacterized. NCBI's taxonomy places the organism in Eukaryota, Viridiplantae, Streptophyta, Magnoliopsida, Brassicales, Brassicaceae. The record is from RefSeq and is a predicted model, not a curated record. The coding region runs from base 1 to 552 and encodes 183 amino acids. The transcript has a single exon.